Molecule: messenger RNA, 2034 nt
Organism: Malaya genurostris
Lineage: Eukaryota; Metazoa; Arthropoda; Insecta; Diptera; Culicidae
Gene: Pdk1
Product: 3-phosphoinositide-dependent protein kinase 1
Exons: 5
Coding region: 444-1961 (505 amino acids)
Biological process (GO): peptidyl-serine phosphorylation; intracellular signal transduction
Molecular function (GO): protein serine/threonine kinase activity; ATP binding
Source: RefSeq, a predicted model, not a curated record
ACGUUAUGCUGUACAAAAAGUAAAAAAAAAUGAAAGUUUUCCUAAUUCUCACCGAAAAGAAUCAACGAAUCAAUAAAAUCUAACAAAGUUGCGGUGAUUAUAUAUGAUAUUUGAAAGGCCAUCUCGUUCAUACGCACAGAGGUGUAGAGACACAGAGGUGCGAACGCAUAGAGGUUUCGAGUGCUGAUUCACCACUACGGUGCGGUGGAUCGAAAGAGACGACAUAUAUCGCGUGGUGCUACACUGCAAUCUUCAAAUUUAAUCGUCACCAAGAGCAAUAGCGCUGUACCUGUGGCCAGGUACAGGCAGCAAACGAAAAGUUCAGAAGUGACCACGACGGCAGAGCAACAGAGAUAGCAGAAAACGAUACCAGAAGACUGCCAAUUGGGUGAGCUUCACGUCGUUUUUCACGACAGCAACAAGUAUUUCAGGUGACUACAAAUAUGAGUUCCGUAACCCAGGUGGAAACUAAUAAUGCAUCCGACUGUCGCUCUAGACGUAACGCCAAUGAUUUUAUAUUUGGAAAACUCAUAGGAGAAGGUAGUUUUAGUCUAGUGUACUUGGCAAAGGACAUACAUACUUCAAAAUCAUAUGCUAUCAAAGUAUGUGAAAAACAGCAGAUUAUUCACGAAAAAAAACAAGAAUACGUAAAACGCGAACGAGAAGCACUCAAUAUUCUAAGCGGAGUUCCAGGGUUUUUGAAUUUAUAUUGCACAUUUCAAGAUGCUAGCAAACUGUAUUUUGUUAUGACCUAUGCAAAAAAUGGCACAUUGUUGCAAUUACUAGAUAAAGUAAAAAAAUUGGAUGCAACUUCAAUUAGAUUGUAUUCAGCUGAGAUUUUACAGUCAAUAGAGCAAAUGCAUAGUAAUAAUAUAAUUCACAGGGAUUUGAAACCUGAAAAUAUAUUGCUCGAUGAAAAUUUUCAUACUAUGAUAGCUGAUUUUGGGUCGUCUCGUAUAGGAGAUGCUGACGUCAAUUGUAGUAGUAGCAGUGACGAAAAAGAAGAAACUGAGACUCACCGUGAUGAAACAGAAUACCACCGAAAACAUUCAAAACGCAAACGCGGCAGCUUUGUUGGUACCGCACAAUAUGUGUCACCUGAAAUUUUGAAAGGAAAAUUUUCGAGUAGAGCAUCUGACUUGUGGUCUUUUGGAUGUAUUAUGUAUCAAAUAAUUGCCGGUUAUCCGCCAUUUCGUGGUGCAAAUGAUUAUUUGAUAUUUCAAAAAAUUUCUAAAUUGGAACUCGAAUUUACUGAAAAUUUUAAUCAUUCAGCAAAGGAUUUAAUUACAAAGUUGCUAGUCUUAGAUCCCAAGAGAAGAUUGGGCGCUGAUGAUAAUUUGCCAUAUACAAGUAUACGGAAUCACGAUUUUUUCGACGGUAUAGAUUUUUCAGCAAUUCGCGAAACGACUCCGAGUUUUCUCGACUCAUCUGCAUACACAAUAACUGAAAAAGAAGAUUCUUCAAAAGAAUGGUUCAACUUUCCAGAUCAUGUGUCACCAGGUCUAGAUGACAAACAUAUAACAAGAUUAAUGGGAUUGGAAUUAGGAAUAACUGGCAUUCCAAGCUCUUCAAAAGCAAUAAAGUGUUUUGCUAAUAUAAGUGAGGCAGAAAGAAGCUGUAGACUAGAACAACAGAAAAGCGAUCAAUGGCAUGCAUUUUCUGAAGGAGAGCUUAUCUUAAAGCAUGGGUUUGUAAAUAAACGAAAAGGUGCACUAUAUGUACCAAGACGUCGAAUGCUGUUACUUACAACUGGGCCACGGUUGAUUUAUGUAGACCCUCUACAGAUGGUAAAAAAGGGAGAAAUUCCAUGGAGUAGAGAGUUACGAGCAGAGGCUAAAAAUUUCAAAGUGUUUUUGAUACAUACGCCUCAUCGUAUCUAUUAUUUAGAAGAUCCGCAAGGAUUCGCGCUUAAAUGGUGUGAAGCAAUAGAAGAAAUUUACAAUCAAGUGUUUGGGAAAUAAACUAGUUAAAUUUGCAUUAAUUUUAUUGUAUUGUAAUCAUUGGAAAUUCAAAUAAAGUUUAUAUUUCAUCAUA